Molecule: messenger RNA, 291 nt
Organism: Pelobates cultripes (western spadefoot toad)
Lineage: Eukaryota; Metazoa; Chordata; Amphibia; Anura; Pelobatidae
Source: the annotation of a GenBank genome assembly
AUGGGAGGCUACACCGACCAUAAGACACACCAGGGUGAAGCCACAGAGGCUGACAACUACUCUAGCGGCAAAUCCAACAUGGCAGAUGCCUCAUGGUUCCACGGUGGCGCAGAAGAACCACAUGAUACUUGGUCCAAGCUGGACGAGACCUUCGAUAACUUCGGGCAGAGGCUGGAGAGCAAGAUGAGUCAGGCUGGUUUACAGCAGCCAUGUGGUCACUCACCAUACAAACCGGAGAACAUCACACAGCAAAAACCCAAGGCCUUGGCAGUAAAGCAGGCCCCAAAAUGA